Messenger RNA from Chironomus riparius, 2565 nucleotides. NCBI's taxonomy places the organism in Eukaryota, Metazoa, Arthropoda, Insecta, Diptera, Chironomidae. The record is from the annotation of a GenBank genome assembly.
AACUACGCUUUUGUUUUCAACAGUAAAUACGUGGAUGAAUUAGUUUUUGCUUUAAUAAAAUUAAAAUUUACGUAGUAAUCAAGGAGAUAAUUGUGAAUAUAAGUGUGCAAUAUGACUGAUCAACAAGUUCCAGAGACAUCUGAAGUUGAAAACAUCAUUAGUAAAACUUCAAAAAUCAUCACAAAGCUAUCAGAAGUGGAUACGAGAGUUUCAACAACUCAGUCAUCUAUUAAUCUUGAUUUUCCUGUCGAAUCUCGUCCAGCUUAUGAGAUUUUUAAUCAUCUAGAACAUCUGAUAUUACUUUCUGAUUCUGAUGACGAAGACGAAAUUUUUAUGCCGAGUCUUGACGACGUGUCACACUUGGCAAUUGUUUCGCAGUCUGUUUUAUCUUAUAUAAAAAACAUUUCUCCCGGUACGCGCUUGAUGAAGAUAGCAAAUAACAUUUAUAAACAAGUGACUUAUUGGAUUUCGUCUUUAUUCCUCAAUAAUUCCUUAUCUACUUUUCUUCCUACUAAUGCGGAUUGCUUAUCAAAGUCAUUGAGACUUGCUCUUACAUGCAAAUUUGAAAAUUAUAUUAAGGAUGGCCUAAACAACAUUAAAAGUUGUUCUAUUUAUGUAGUAAGUAGUAAUCCAUACUUGCCAGAUUUGAAAUUUGCUGUGCAUCUUACUGGUCUACCACAAAGCUCAAUCAGAACAAUUCCAGUAGUCGAAGGAACUGAGACAAUUGAUAUGAAUGAACUUGAAAAACUGAUUGCUGCUGAUAAGACAAGCAAUUCAGUGCCCCUGUAUUUAUUUGCCGACCUUGGAUCAUCAUUUGUUGGCGGAAUCAAUGGAUCAUUAAAGGAUUUAAGCGAAAUAAGUGAAAAGCAUGAAUUAUGGCUACACAUUAGUGGUCCUAUGAUAGCUGCUUUGUCUCUUUCAAAUGCACAGUCUGACAUCACAAUGAAUAUCUCAUCAAUGACACUUGAUUUUGAAAGUUGGAUCGGAUUACCAACAGUUCCAAUAGUUUUAUUGUAUCGACAAUAUCCUGCAUUAAAACAAGGAAUCUUUGAAAUUGAAAGUGAAAUGAGAAAGCUUGAUGCUUUUCCUCUGUGGACUGUUAUUCAAAAUUUAGGACGUGAUAAGAUUGUUGAUUCCUUUGCACAAGCUUUUCAAAGUUGCAACAUUCUAUACGAUAUGGUCGCUAAGACCAAAGGCUUCAGACUGCUUUCUAAGAAACCUGUAAAUUAUGAUCCAAAGGAAGCACUGGCUAUUGAUUCAUUUACUUCUGUUGUUCUAUUCCAAUUUGAUGGUUCUGGUUUGAAUAUUCCAACUGAAGAUAUGAAAGAACCAGCUGUAAAAAAAGCAAUUGACAAAGACAACAAUGUUUCGUACUUCGAUCGAUUGAAUUCUUGGUUGGGACAGACACUAGAGCGAGACUUUCCACAAAUUCAAUUGACCUUGAUGGAUCAUUCCAUUUAUGGUACAUGUAUUCGAUACAGUCCAUUUGAAUUGAGUACUGGUGAAAAGGUACCAACUUUAGACGCUUUUACUGAAUUCUAUGAAUUCUUUGAAAAUCAAGCAGAUAUUUUAUGUGCGACCGUUCAGAAAAAGCAAACAUUUAUUGACUUGAUUGAAAGAAGCCCAGUAUUAAAAAUUGUUCAACUGGCUGAUGAUUGGGCAGGUCUGGGCGGAGUUUAUUACGUUCCAGAAAUCAUGGAAAAAAUGGAGACAGAUCAGGAAAAAUCAGAAUUAAAUAAGUUAAAUAUGCAAUUAGUAGAAAAAUUGCGCUCAAGUGAUAAUGCUUUUAGUCUUGGCGAAUCCAUCGAUGGAUUAGCAUGCAUUCGUUUUGGAAUGGUAACCAGUGAAACUGACAUUGAGGAAUUAUUAGAUUUAGUAAUUAGUGCUGGCAAUGAAAUUCAAGAAAGCUCGAAAGUUCUCGAUUCGAUGGCUGAAUUAAUUAAAGCUGGCAUACAUGCAGCACAAACUGACUUGCAAAAGGAAGCAGACGAAAAAGUUUGGAAUGACGGGAUAUUAAGAGUCGUACCUGUUGUCGGAAGUGUGUUAAAUUGGAUAAAUCCAUUACCCAGAGAAACCAGUACAGGAAUCAGAGGAAGAUCCUUGAACUUACAACAAGGUGUUGUUGAAUCUACUGAGAAUAUCUACAAGUAUCAUAUGCAACUUCCAUUAAAUCCUUCCCAACAGGGUAGAAGUAGUACAAGUCAUUCCAGGAAUGAAAGCCAAAGUAGCACAAAUUCAGUAAAGCAAGCAGCAUUAGCACAACAAGUUGCAGUUCAGAAUACAGCAUCGCCUGUUGAGGAGGCAAAGCCAGUUGCUUAAGUAACGCAUUAACCUAGAUUAAAAUAAAUGAAAGCUUUUCUAAGUAAGGACAACUUGAGUAAUCGUCCAAGUAUAGAGCUAUUCAUUGAUCCGUUCCAAAAAAAAGAGAAUAUAUCUAAAUUAAAUUAAAUUAAAAACCUACCUUAUUAUUCUUUAAACAGCAAUAAUAUUGAAUUAGUUUUAAAUUGUGAAUGAAUUUUAAUCAUUAAUUAAAUAAAAAAUUGACACAAAAUUAUUUAAAUAAUU